Messenger RNA from Dothidotthia symphoricarpi CBS 119687, 786 nucleotides. RefSeq lists its product as uncharacterized. The record is from RefSeq and is a predicted model, not a curated record. NCBI's taxonomy places the organism in Eukaryota, Fungi, Ascomycota, Dothideomycetes, Pleosporales, Dothidotthiaceae. The transcript has a single exon. Bases 54 to 503 code for a protein of 149 amino acids.
CCGCGGACAGAGGCACGAAUGAUGCAAAACGAUGAUGCACGACGCAAGCAGGGAUGCCCGUCAGUCUGCUGUGCUGUCGCUUGCUCCGCAGAGCCUCUUGGCAAACCGUUCUCGUGGAAACACAUGAUAACAUUGCGGGCCUGAUGGGACCAAGCGAUAUGACCACGGCACCACGACCCCCACGGCCCUGUAUGGUCAGCAUCGCAGCGGAGGGCGCGAGGUUUCGCCUCUUCUCUGUGCUUUUUACUCUGCUGUCGCUGUGCUGCUCUCCUGAAGGUCCCCAUGAGCCCCGAGAACUACUUGCGCCUCGCGUGGUUGUAGUGCGACAGUCGAACCCUCACGGCCAAUGCAUACCAUCCGCGCCAGUUUGGUGUUGCGAAGAUCUCGUUCGGUUGGACGAGCAGCUGAUUUCAUGCAUUAUUGGCGCUUUCUUGUUCAGACCACCACUCUCCAGGAACCAGUACGGAGAUAACUCUGGGUGCACUGUCAAACUGCGUUCCUGACUGUAUUCCCCCCUCAAAUGACGGCUUCACCGGAUUACCAAACGGUUCUCCGAGUCAGCGUUGGCUAGCACGUGAGGUACGUAUCGGCAAGAGGUACCACUUGGGCAUUGUCAUGUACGCUCCGCCACUCAGUAGUUUGUCUCAAGUAGCAAGACACUCCAGUCCCGUCAGCAGAUGCAUCGUGCCUUACUAGACAGGGGCCCUCUUCCCCAACGUUACUACUACCCGUCGAGGCGAGCCAUGUUGCGCGCGGGGUAGGAACAUUGCGUCUGGGGAAACCAAC